AACUCUAAAAAAAAAAAAAUAACCUAAAAAUAAUAUUACAAACAGAACACUAACGAGAUAUAAAUCUAAUAAAUAAUGAAAUUGCUAUCUGAUAAUUAAUUAAAUAAUAUUAAACAAACAGUUUUUUUAAAUAUUGAAUUAUGUCCGGACCCUUAUUCCGAUCAAUAUUCAGUGCUGUAGCUAUUUCUAAAACAACUUAUACGGCUGCACGAUCUGUAAAUACAUCAUCUAUAUACUAUGCAGCACGAAAGGGAACUAGGGCAAAGGCUAGAGCAAAGAAGGUUAAAGUUGAAAUCACCAAAGUUGGUUUUAUCCCACAUAAUCAAAGAGGCAAAGACAAGGUAGCAAAAUCUAACAUUGAUAAGCACCGGGAUGAUUCCUUCAAGCAGAUAUCAAGUGACAAUGUGUAUCCAAUGCGUUAUUACCGCUGGCCAGUGUACACUGCUGAAGAAGCUGUUAUAGCACACAAGGAAACUCAUCACCCUACUAUGUAUAACUGUCCCGAUUCACUGGUCUUUGCCAAAGUUGAGUUGAAUAUGGAGGGAGUCAAAAAAACUCGAUAUGUGGAUAAUUUUACAAGACUCACACUGUUACCACACAAUUUCCCUCGAGAUGAAGAGAGAUCUAUUCUUGCAUUUUGUAAGGGUCCAGAACUGCAUCAACAGUUGUUAAAAGCAGGAGCUACGACUGCCGGUGGCACUGAACUAAUUAAGAAAAUUCAGGAAGGUAGUAUCAAACUAAGUGACUAUGACUAUGUGAUAGCUCAUCCGAACAUUAUCACAGACCUUGUACCAAUAAGAGGACUAAUGAAACGUCGGUUCCCUAAUGUUAAAAAUGGUACCCUAGACCCCAAUAUCCUGGACUUGGUUAAGAAGUUUUCAGCCGGGAUACAGUAUAAAGUAAUGAAGGAUGAGAAUCAGCAGAACUAUGCAUGUGUUGAAGUACCAAUCGGAAGAUUGAACAUGGAUAUAAAAUUCGUUGUGGAAAAUAUAGACACAUUACUGAAAGAUAUUCAAAGUAUGCGGCCCAAACGCGAUGGUCGCUUUAUUACAAGGUGCCUUAUAACCAGUCCUCCAUCAACAGAAAACUUGAAAAUCGAUCCAUUUGUCCAUGUAGAGGAAUCACUGUCUAAAGAAGUACAAGAGGAGAGUGAUGAUGAAGAUGAUGAUGUUGCCGCUACUGCCUAAAUAAAAUAAAGAUGAUGGACUUUAUAUAGAUUAAGUAGAAAUAAUAAUAUAACAAUAGAUAA
Leptidea sinapis is the source of this 1249-nucleotide messenger RNA. It is a transcript of the gene mRpL1, whose product is annotated as 50S ribosomal protein L1. The record is from RefSeq and is a predicted model, not a curated record. NCBI's taxonomy places the organism in Eukaryota, Metazoa, Arthropoda, Insecta, Lepidoptera, Pieridae. Bases 141 to 1187 code for a protein of 348 amino acids. The transcript is spliced from 8 exons.